Messenger RNA from Porites evermanni, 3459 nucleotides. NCBI's taxonomy places the organism in Eukaryota, Metazoa, Cnidaria, Anthozoa, Scleractinia, Poritidae. The record is from the annotation of a GenBank genome assembly.
AUGCAUCUCGUCGAAUUCUUUCUAAUUUUUGGCAUUCCUGUGCUCACGUAUGCCACCCACGUUCCUCCUAAAGGCCUCUACUUUGUGGGCAUUGGCUAUAACCUGCUGAAAGGGAACCCAGAGGGAGGAGCUUCAAGCAUUGGAGGUAUUGAUCCUGGAUUGCUUUCUACGAGGAAGAUCUUUCAGCUGACAUGGAAGACAAAUAAGUUGUCCAGCGAUAAGAAGUAUAAUGUCCCGGAUCAGGUCAGUUUUGCCCCUUUUCAUUCAUGCGUGGAGGAAAAAAGCGCCAACGCGGUUUUUGGCGCUAAAAGUUAUCAAGAGGAGCUGAAGGUAGAAGUGGGUGCUGAAGGUAAGAAUUCUUCACGAAUUUUCGGCAACCUAAUCAUUUUAUGUACAAACUGAAAAGCAUAAGACAGAAUUACAAUUAUUAUAAUUAUAUAUCAAACACCAGAGAAAUACCAAUUGAGCUGUUGUGAGAAUUUUAAUAUAAUUUGAGACGACAACGCCGUUGAUGUGGUUACAUAAUUAAUAAUUAUUCCUCGAGCCCGAGCGGGCUCUGAGUCAAUAGCCCAUGGGGCCGAAGGACGAAUGAGCUAUUGACUCAGAGGCCAUGAGGGCGAGAGGAAUAAUUGUUUUGGUAAAAUCCAACUAGUUGGUCAAAAAUAUCGAGACAAAACAACUUUAGCUAGCAAAACGCGAUUGAGCCGCCACUGUUUCGGUUUUCAAAGCCGGCGCUUUUUGCUACUAGUGGGCUAUAACAUAUAGCCUAGUAGUAGGUCAACCAAUCAGCCUUUUUGUUUCCGCUUUUCAACAAACCGGCUACUUAAUCAUUAAGAUAUUGGUACUGUAAAUUACCAGAUAAAUGUGACAAUGUGACAUCUAACCUGAUAAUUGACUCUUUUUGUUUUUCAGCUGGGUACACAGGAGGACUGUGGAGCUUUUCUUUCUCUUUAAGCUCAAGUAUGACAAACACCACUGUUUGAAUUUUAGAACCUUGUCUAUUUUAAUUUCUAGGCCUUGCAUGAAUCGCUUAUUACCCAUGGUUUAACCCCCGCCUUAUUUUGUUUCCUACUUUUGUGACUGUAGACACGAAAACCGAUCGAUGUAUCUAUCAGCAAUGCGGCUUGCCAUCUCUUAUCUGCAGCGUUCAGUGUGCUUGAUUUUAGUGUUGUCCUUCAAUUCUGGCCUACUUUCACUUUUUUCACUGACAGCUCAGUGCUAAAAUAAUGCAAGGAGCCAAAAAACUCAUAAAGGGCAGUAGUAACUGAAACGUCUAAGUAAUUCUGACUUGAGUUGGACUCUUAAAAUUCCGAUCCAUUAUGGGAACAUGUAAGGGUGUGUUGCGUAAUACAACUCCAUAAGCUGUCUUGUAAGUUUCUGCUCUUCUGUGUGUUAGCACUUUAAGUCACCUUCAACUCAAAGAUCUAUCUUUAUUUACUAUAGCUCGUAUUAGGUUCCGGGAAAACUAGCACGAUACACGCGAUCCGCAGAGUCAUUAUUAAUUCCCUAUUUUAACAUCACCUGAGUCUUACUUAAUCUGCGUAUUCACUUGAUUAGUUCGUCCCUAUUAUCUUAGUGCUUGAAAGGAACCGCUACCAUUAACACAGUUUUAACCGUUUACUGCCAAUCGUAAAGUAAAAAGGGUGCUGAAAUAUUGAAAUAUUCCUGCAAGUAUUUUGAUUUUUUUUCUUAUUUUUUCUUUUCCAAUUAGGGUAUGCACAGAUGAAAAGGGAGACUUCGGAGUACCACAACGUGUAUUAUGUUGAGAAAAAAGUGUGCAAUCGAGGUCGAGUUCGGUUCCAGUGGACAUUGUCAGUUCAAAAGGAGUAUCCAGUGUCUGAAGAAUUUGCUGCAGAAGUUUGUCUCUUACCAGAGAAAUACGAUGAGCAAAAAUAUCUCCAAUUUAUUGACGACUGGGGAACGGUAAGCCUACUAGUCAAGUGAUUAAACAUGUUUGUUACUCUAAAAAAGUUGUGAAUCUUGGGUGACUAAGAAGCGAAAUCUUGCGGUUACGUACCACUAAAAAAAAACCUCUACACAAGAACUUUUCAGUGCACGCCAGGUACAACCUCGAACAAACCAGAGAGGCAAACUUGGUCAGUUUCCUCCGUCCCCCCCUUCACAAAGGAUUAUUAAUAUUGGUUUUUAGCUAAAUUUAUCUACGUGCGCCGUUAAAUCAUGGCUUGCAAAAUACAAUUUUUUUGCUAGGUUCAAGAUUUUUAAUUAUACAGCAAUUUUAUAAAAUGUUGAUUAGAAUCUGUGUGCCUUUUUAGCAUGUUGUGAUUGAGGUGGAGCUAGGAGAAAAGAGCACCUCACACUACAAAAGUUCUUGGGCUAAUCUGACCAGCUACGCCAUGGAAAACGUAAGAAUUGUGUGUUGCUAUUAUCACGCGAGAAAUAUGCUGUCGAAAGUUUAACCACCCGCAGAACUAAGCGCACUGAAGAAUUUAUUUAAGACUUUGACAUGUUAUUUUUAGGAGUUUCUACCAACGUGCAUAUGGAUUUUACUUAUCCUGGCGGGAUCAAAGAUUACUUAAUUAGAAUGAAAGAAAUGUUAAUUUAGUUAUCAUACUACAUGAAAAAUUACUGCAAUUUGAUUGGCUUAGAGCAGUAGUAUUUCAGCUUAAUUUGAAAUACCUACAUGUGAAAAUUACAAACCUUUUGUGGGUAGUAGUAUAAACAAAUAAUAGCAUGAUUUGUAUGUGAUAUUUGGCGUAAAUACCACUCGUGAUAUUUCAAAAUUGUCUCAAAUUUCACUCGCCUAACGGCUCGUGAAAUUUCGUAUAACAAUUUCGAAAUAUCACUCGUGGUAUUUAUGCCAAAUAUCACUACAAAUCAUGCUAUUACCUACACUUAUCAAUUGUUUAAAUUAUUAUUAUUAUUAUUAUUAUUAUUAUUAUUAUUGUUAUUAUUAUUAUUAUUAUUAUUAUUAUUAUUAUAACAGCUGCGAAAGACUAGGAGUAACUUCUUGCGGCGAGUGUUGCGCCUUAAAUUUUUAUAGUAUUUUUACUUCAUGGCAUGGGAGAGGAAGGUUAAAACAUUUCACAAAAGUGUCAAUAAAGACUUCGGAUAUCACUCUGUUGCUUUUAAAAUUACUUGCAGCUUGGCAACUCGGUGUCUCUUGGUGGUGGUUUUGGAGGAUACAGUGCCUCGUUGUCUGUUAAUGUUGAAACAUUCAAGGAAUCUAUGAACCAAAAGACCAAAUUUGGUUCCAGCAAGAAGGUUUACAAGAGUGGAGGUCCAGAUAUGCCGUCUCCUAUACGAAUCAAGCUGGAACCAAUAUACAACGCUUUGGGAGUUGCUUUCUUUAAAAAGCAUUUACAGCAACACCCGAAUUGUAACUUUAGCGUUCAGGCGCUAAGUCAACUGAAGAACAACAUUGAGAAACUGUUUAAAGCAUAUCCUCAACUAAAAGGGGCUGAAAAAGGCCAAGGUAGGCAUAUCCUUUCUUCAAAAUAA